Molecule: messenger RNA, 996 nt
Organism: Saccharomyces eubayanus
Lineage: Eukaryota; Fungi; Ascomycota; Saccharomycetes; Saccharomycetales; Saccharomycetaceae
Gene: RHO5
Product: Rho family GTPase RHO5
Exons: 1
Coding region: 1-996 (331 amino acids)
Biological process (GO): regulation of actin cytoskeleton organization; cortical cytoskeleton organization; regulation of cell shape
Cellular component (GO): cell cortex; plasma membrane; cytoskeleton
Molecular function (GO): protein kinase binding; GTP binding; GTPase activity
Source: RefSeq, a predicted model, not a curated record
AUGAGGUCCAUCAAGUGCGUAAUAAUUGGUGAUGGUGCAGUGGGUAAAACAUCUCUUCUGAUAUCGUAUACCACCAAUUCUUUCCCCACCGACUAUGUUCCAACAGUUUUUGAUAACUAUUCCACCACUAUAGCUAUUCCUACCGCAACUACAGAUAGCCCCUUAGAGCCUGGAAGCGAUAAUACUAAGGGAGAAUCAUUUUCGUCUUCAAAUUCCUUACCAAGUACAGAAAGAAAACUAUUUAAGAUCAAUUUAUGGGACACUGCAGGACAGGAAGAUUACGAUCGUUUAAGACCGUUAUGUUACCCUCAAACUGAUAUUUUCUUAAUAUGUUUUUCUGUAAGUGAACAUGCUAGUUUUGCUAAUGUCACUGAAAAAUGGUUACCUGAACUUAAGCAAACUUCUAAUAUUGAAAACCUUUCUCUCUUCACCAAAUUAAAGAAGUAUCCGAUACUAUUAGUAGGUACCAAGGCUGAUCUCAGAGAUGAUCCUGUAACUCAGAAAAAACUACAAGAAACAAAUUCUGAUUAUGUAUCCCAGGAGGAAAUAGAUAAAGUCGUGCAAGAGUACGGAUUUAUGGGAUAUACGGAAUGUUCUGCUGCUACUCAAGCUGGUGUCCGAGAGGUUUUUGAACACGCAGUGAGAUAUGCCAUUUACGAGCCGGAAUCCAAUCUGCAGAAAUCAGUAAAAGAGACCACCACCGAUGAACUAACGACCGCCACAACUAAUAACAACAAGGACAAGAUUAUGCAAGAACAAAAACCACAUCCACAUCCCAAUAAUAGUACAGAUAGCACACUUUCCAAGGACAAUUCACAACAGGAAAAAGAAGCCCUUAAUUAUAAGCCGACUAAAAAACAACAUAAAGACAAAACUCACGAACAGGUUAAAUCCAAAGGCACCAAGAUGGCCACAAAGACGCAUUGUAAUAAACAAACCAAAUCAAAGGUAAGAAACGAGAAGAAGAAGAAGAAUUCAAAAUGCGUAAUUCUUUAA